Messenger RNA from Knipowitschia caucasica, 3012 nucleotides. Lineage: Eukaryota; Metazoa; Chordata; Actinopteri; Gobiiformes; Gobiidae. The record is from the annotation of a GenBank genome assembly.
AUGAAUCUGAGUUUCUACAAGAGAAAACACCUCGGAGAGAGCCCGCGCGCUCGCCGGCUCCUCCCCUCGCGCCAACCCUUGCCUUCGCUUUGCCUCCUCCUCACUUUACCUCCGGAUGCAAGCGAGGCACCACACACCCACAGCCACCAGCCAUUCACGCACGCACACGAACACUCUCCACGCACCGUCACCGCAGGGAAAAUCUACUGGAACAGGAUGGGGAGCGAGAACUACUUACCGGAGCUUAUGGCGGAGAAGGACACGCUGGAACCGACUUUUCAUCACUCCAUGCGGCUACUGGACCAAGAAAUCGAAAAAAUCCAGAAAGAUGAGGGAAAGGAGGAGGAGAAAGACAGGUUCAUCGACGUCGUCAUCAACAAGAACAUGAAACUAGGACAGAAAGUUUUAAUACCCGUCAAGCAGUUUCCUAAAUUUAACUUUGUGGGCAAACUCCUGGGGCCACGCGGGAACUCGUUAAAAAGACUACAGGAGGACACCCUCACCAAGAUGUCAAUUCUCGGCAAAGGAUCCAUGAGAGACAAAGAAAAGGAAGAGGAACUACGGCAAAGCGGUGAAGCCAAAUACCAGCAUCUAAACCAAGACCUGCACGUCCUCAUUGAGGUGUUCGCCCCGCCUGCAGAAGCCUACGCCAGAAUGGGACACGCCCUGGAGGAGAUCAAGAAGUUUCUAAUACCAGACUACAACGAUGAGAUCAGACAAGCCCAGCUGCAGGAACUCACAUACCUGAACGGUGGCUCCGAAGACGCCAAAGUACCAGCGGCGGUGCGGGGAAAGUCAGCCGCCCGUGCAAGAGGGACACCUGUUCCGGGCCCCCCCAGAAGUCGAGGAGGUGUCCCGCCCCUCCAUGCUGCCGUGCCCAGAGGAGCAGCACCCAGGGGAGCCGUCUCCAGGGGGGCCCGGGGCGUGCAGAGAGCCAGAGGUGCCCCGCCAGCUACCGGGUACAGGCCGGCUCCUCCGGUAGUGCAGGAGACGUAUGGAGAAUAUGAGUAUGAUGACGGCUAUGGAACAUCAUAUGAUGAACAAGGAUAUGAAUCAUACGACAACAACUACAGCAAUCAAGGACAAAACUCAGAAGACUACUACGAAUACGGCCAGAGCGGGGAGACAUACGAGUCGUAUGGUCAGGAAGAAUGGGCAAACAGUCGCGGCAAGGCACCAUCGGCACGCAGCACCAAGGGAGCGCCAAUCCAAGUCAUAGUCCGGAGCACAGCAGCCCAUGUGUCUGAAUACACAAUUCCUUCUGCAGAGUGGCCCUUUUUCACCAAGGCUGCAGUGAAGGCUCUGAGCAGCAUGGACACAAUUGGGACCACUACCAUACACUGUAUCACUGCAGACGUCAGGUAUCACUGCAGACGUCAGGUAUCACUGCAGACGUCAAGUAUCACUGCACACGUCAGAUAUCACUGCAGACGUCAGGUACCACUGCAGACGUCAGAUAUCACUGCAGACGUCAGAUAUCACUGCAGACGUCAGGUACCACUGCAGACGUCAGAUAUCACUGCAGACGUCAGGUACCACUGCAGACGUCAGAUAUCACUGCAGACGUCAGGUAUCACUGCAGACGUCAGGUAUCACUGCAGACGUCAGAUAUCACUGCAGACAUCUGGUACCACUGCAGACGUCAGGUAUCACUGCAGACGUCAGGUACCACUGCAGACGUCAGGUACCACUGCAGACGUCAGGUAUCACUGCAGACGUCAGGUACCACUGCAGACGUCAGGUACCACUGCAGACGUCAGGUAUCACUGCAGACGUCAAAUAUCACUGCAGAUGUCAGGUUUCACUGCAGACGUCAGGUAUCACUGCAGACGUCAGGUACCACUGCAGACGUCAGGUAUCACUGCAGACGUCAAAUAUCACUGCAGACGUCAAGUUUCACUGCAGACGUCAGAUAUCAUGCAGACGUCAGAUAUCACUGCAGACAUCAGGUACCACUGCAGACGUCAGGUACCACUGCAGACGUCAGGUAUCACUGCAGACGUCAGGUACCACUGCAGACGUCAGGUAUCACUGCAGACGUCAGAUAUCACUGCAGACGUCAGGUAUCACUGCAGACGUCAGGUACCACUGCAGACGUCAGGUACCACUGCAGACGUCAGAUAUCACUGCAGACGUCAGGAACCACUGCAGACGUCAGAUAUCACUGCAGACGUCAGGUACCACUGCAGACGUCAGGUACUACUGCAGACGUCAGAUAUCACUGCAGACGUCAGAUAUCACUGCAGACGUCAGGUACCACUGCAGACGUCAGGUACCACUGCAGACGUCAGGUAUCACUGCAGAUGUCAGGUAUCACUGCAGAUGUCAGGUAUCACUGCAGACGUCAGGUACCACUGCAGACGUCAGGUACCACUGCAGACGUCAGGUAUCACUGCAGACGUCAGAUAUCACUGCAGACGUCAGGUAUCACUGCAGACGUCAGGUACCACUGCAGACGUCAGAUAUCACUGCAGACGUCAGAUAUCACUGCAGACGUCAGAUAUCACUGCAGACGUCAGGUAUCACUGCAGACGUCAGGUACCACUGCAGACGUCAGAUAUCACUGCAGACGUCAGGUAUCACUGCAGACGUCAGAUAUCACUGCAGACGUCAGAUAUCACUGCAGACGUCAGAUAUCACUGCAGACGUCAGGUACCACUGCAGACGUCAGGUACCACUGCAGACGUCAGGUACCACUGCAGACGUCAGGUAUCACUGCAGACGUCAGGUAUCACUGCAGACGUCAGGUACCACUGCAGACGUCAGAUAUCACUGCAGACGUCAGGUACCACUGCAGACGUCAGGUACCACUGCAGACGUCAGGUACCACUGCAGACGUCAGGUACCACUGCAGACGUCAGGUAUCACUGCAGACGUCAGGUAUCACUGCAGACGUCAGGUACCACUGCAGACGUCAGGAAGCUCUACUUUGAAGUCGUUUGUGAACUGGGAGAAAUACUCGCAGAUGAAAGGCGUCUGUCUUUGCCCUCUUCAGAACACAUGCAGGUGUAA